Erinaceus europaeus (western European hedgehog) is the source of this 839-nucleotide messenger RNA. RefSeq names its product cystatin F (gene CST7). Gene Ontology annotation, biological process: positive regulation of myelination; immune response; negative regulation of microglial cell activation. The transcript is spliced from 4 exons. Gene Ontology annotation, molecular function: cysteine-type endopeptidase inhibitor activity. Gene Ontology annotation, cellular component: late endosome; endoplasmic reticulum; Golgi apparatus. NCBI's taxonomy places the organism in Eukaryota, Metazoa, Chordata, Mammalia, Eulipotyphla, Erinaceidae. The record is from RefSeq and is a predicted model, not a curated record. Bases 109 to 639 code for a protein of 176 amino acids.
UUUCUGAAGGAAGCGGUUGGAGCUCAGCGACCGAAGUGAGCGGCUUUGUCAGAUGAUUCAGCAAGAAACCGCCUCCCUGCACCCCCAGGCACUGACCCAGACACCCCGAUGGCCGGCCCGGGGCGUGGCUUCCAGGCGAGCUCCCCUCGUCGCCCCCCCCAUCAGUCCUGCCCUGCCUGCCUUGGGGAGCUUUGGGGAGCCAUGAGGGGGGCCUCAGCGCUGCUUGCCUUCUACGGCUUGGUGAUGAGCUCCGCCAGGGGGUCUGCCCCAGAUUCUUGCUCCCAAGUCCUUAACUCUGAGGUGAAGCCAGGCUUUCCCAAAGUCAUAAAGACCAACAACCCCGAGGUCCUCAGGGCAGCCCGGCUCAGUGUGGAAAAGUUCAACAACUGCACCAAUGAUGCCUUCUUGUUCAAGGAGUCCAGGGUGAGCCGGGCCCUGGUGCAGAUAGUGAAGGGCCUCAAAUACAUGCUGGAUGUACAGAUUGGCAGAACCACCUGCAAGAAAACCAGACACCCCAAUCUGGACAACUGCCAUUUUCAGACCAACAACACCCUGGAGUGGACGCUCAGUUGCUACUCUGAAGUCUGGGUCAUCCCCUGGCUGCACUGGUGUGAGGUGCCUGUUCUACAGUGUCACUGACUCACUUCUCUAGGCAAGGCCACUGCUACAGCCCCCAGCUCUCUGCGCCCCCAAGGCCUUCUCAGCCCCUCACAAGAGAGCUGGGUGGGUCCCUGUGGGGUCAGCAGGACAGCUCAUCUGGCCAGUGCACUGCUGUGCCAUGUGUGCAGCCCAGGCUCAAGCCCAACCCUCACUACACUGAAUGAAGCUUUCAUGCUGUG